Molecule: messenger RNA, 7341 nt
Organism: Protopterus annectens (West African lungfish)
Lineage: Eukaryota; Metazoa; Chordata; Ceratodontiformes; Protopteridae
Gene: TEX15
Product: testis expressed 15, meiosis and synapsis associated
Exons: 3
Coding region: 1-7341 (2446 amino acids)
Biological process (GO): synaptonemal complex assembly; regulation of double-strand break repair via homologous recombination; homologous chromosome pairing at meiosis
Cellular component (GO): nucleus
Source: RefSeq, a predicted model, not a curated record
AUGUCAAUGGGCUAUCUCCCAAGAAGAGGGGCCCUUUUAAAAACAUCUGUCAUAGCUAAAAGAAUUGGUAAAGGCAAAAAUGCCAAAGUAAUUUAUCAUCAUUUUAAAAGACAAGAAAGCCAUAUAUUAUCUCAUGGUGCUAUGGCCCAUGGAAGUUUUCCAUGCUCUGGACAGCAUUUUAACCCUCUCCAUGUGACCCAUGUUCAAGGAUUUCAGCAUGCAGAAGAAAACAAGCAGUAUAACUUACCAUGCAUUAUACAGAGUAGCCCACAUGUGUUAACAGUAAAUGCUCUUGCUCGGAUUUUAGGCACUUUGCCAAUCAAGUCUGACUUGCCAGUGCCAGUCAAUUUACAAAACAAUGCUGGAGAUUUUUCUCGAGAUCUUUCUGAACAGCAAGAACACGAGACCAAGAAAAAUACAUCUUUCUCAGCUUACCAGGAAAGCAGUGUAAUAACAACUUUGCCUGUGUCUUCCGUUAGUGGUGCUGAACAACCACCGAAAGACCAAACUGCCGAUUUAUUAUUUUUCAGUAAAGAAGAUUCUAGUGGGCAGUGUGUGAACAAUAUUACUACGUUGUCUUCUGUUUACGGUUCCUCUGAGAAACGUAAAAGCACUGUAACAACAUCUAGAUUAAUUAAAGACCCUAGACUACUAAGAAGAGGGGGUGCUAUAAGUAGUCAGACUGCACAGUCACUUCUACAUGAACUUAAGCUGCCAGAUAAUGAGAUUAUAAAUCAAUUCACUGGGAAGAAAAAUGAAGAUUUUAGUCUCAUUGUAAAAGAAUCCAGUUUAGCUUGUGCCACCAGGGAUAAAAGUGAUAAUGGGUCAGUUAUUCCAGAAAUCCGCCUACAGAAACAAGCACAGUGCCAAAAUGCAUCAGCUACAGUACUUAAUGAUAAGGCACACUCCGGCCAUAACACAGUCUUGCAAGAGCAGGUUGCCUGUAAUCAACAGGCUCAACCAAAACAGGCAUGUGAACUACAAUUAUCAAAUUACUCAGACAAUAAUAGAUCUUCAGAAUGUCCUAACAUGGAAAACACAAAGGAAAUUGAGUUAAAGCCUAACCCAGAAGACCCAGUCUUGGAAGACCUGAGAAUUCAUAAAAGUCAAUUAAAAGAAAAGCUUAAAAAAUACUCACUUUUCCUAAUGCUGUCUGAUCAAGACAGAUGGGCAAAAAUUGAAUCUCUAAAUAACAUGUCAAAGUCAGAAAGAAUACAGUUUUAUCAUAGACUUAAAAAGUAUGAUAAGUAUUAUCAAAAGUAUGGACAGCUUCUGGGAUUCAUUCAACAAAAAGCAUCACUUCCAGAAAAUAAUGAAACUACUAUUGGAAAACAACAGAAUGUGCACGCCCAUAUCUCCAUGCCAGCAUCUUGUCUUUCUUCUGUGUCCUCAUCUAAUACCAUAAAUGAAGCAGUUAUAUCGAAUAAUAAAAUUACUGACAGCCUAUAUUCUAAAGAACUGACUAUUGUUACAUGCCAUACACAGGCAACUACUGAUACUGCUUCCACAGAAACAUGUCAAAAGAUUGAUACCAUUUUGUCAAGCAGUAUUCCUAUGGAAAACACAGAAAAUGUAAAUGAUAAUUUUGUGAGACCCUUUGUCAGCAGUACUGAAGAUCAAGAAUUAACAGGCCAGAGCAUGGAGUGUAUUACAGCAGUAAGGGCUGCAGUUUCAUUAAAUAAGGUACCUUCAGUGAUGAUCACACCUGGUGAACUGACUACAAGUACUACAGGAACUGAUAAAACACAUGGUCCUAAUGUUGUGGAGGACUGUUACAAUGAGGUCUCAGCUGUAGAACAGUAUGUUAUGUGUUUAGGUUCUACCACAAAGUAUGGUUAUGAUAAACAACAGCUGUUUGGAGGGAAGACUGCAGAAGAAAAGCAGAUUUCUUCACCUGACCAGAUAGGUAAUGCAUUAACACACAUGCGUAUCAGCACUGAAAAACCUGCUGUUGUGAAAACUACAUUAAUGGAUUCUGUGGAAAAUCAAAUUUUUCCACAUUUAAAGGAAGAAGCACAGCAUGCUGGCAGAUCUCGUGAAAAACAAGAUGUUCCGUAUAAUAUCAAGAGCAGUGAAUAUUACGAAGUUGAUGUAGUGGGAAAUCUUCCUAAAAUAAGAAGCAAAUUACCUUUAAUUAAAAUGGAGGUCAGCAAUGAGGACCAAACAUACUCACACUGCUUUGAAACUGAUUUUAAAUGUGGCAGUAACAGAAACUGUAUUCCAGUCAAUGUGAUAGAAGAGAAAAUGUCUAAGGAAUUUGUAACAUCAGAAAUGAUGAUUGGAAGAGAAUUCAAAGCCUUUUCCAUUGAAAGUAUAUGUAAGGGCGUCAACCCAAUUGUAAUUAAGGUAGAAGAAUCAGAAGAUGCAUUUCAGGAUAAUGCUGUUGAAAGUAUAUGCAAAGGCUUCAACACGAUAGUUGUUAAAAUCGAUGAUUCAGAAGAUGAAUUUUUGGAUGAUGCUGUUGAAAAUAUAUGCAAGGACUUCGGCACAACAGUAAUUAAGAUAGAAGAUUCAGAAAAUGAAUUUCCAGAUGAAGAUGACUUACAGUGUUGGUUGUUACAGAGCAGAAUAGAGUGGGAACAACUUUUUUCUAAACCUAAGAUGAAAACAGAAAGGUCCCAAAGCGUUACAUUGGCUAAUACUAAAGAGCAUUGCUUCAAUGAAGAUAAUAGAAAGUACUGUGUGUGUUGUUCAAAAGAUAAUAAAAUAUCUUACAGUAAUAAAGUUCUGAAUGACUUGAAUAUCACAUUAAAAAAUACAUGUGUGUCGCAAUAUAAUCUAGAGCCUCAGUAUACCACAUUAUCAGGAAGAUUUAGCACUUACAUCAGCAAUAAUUCAUCAAGUCAGAUAAAGUUAAAUAUGGAAAAGAAAGCAUGUGUCAUUCAAGCAAGCAAUAUGUGUAGUGAUUUUUUAGAUAGCAGUAGAGUAUUAGAUAAUGUUGUUCUAAAGACUGAUGGUGAUUCUGGAGGAGAUUUUGAUAAAAAUUCUGAAGGUAUUGUAGUUGACCAAGAGGAACAGAGUCAGGAAAUGGUGAAUGACUCUAGGGAAACAGGACCAGUCAACCACAUGUUGUCAAAAAAGAGCUCUGCAGACUCAGAAGCACAGAACAAGUUUUACAGUCUGCCUCUUGUUGAAGUAUGUACUGCAUUGCCUACAGGCACCACUAAUUCUUUAAUGCAUGAGCACAGAAAUGCUAGUCCUAAAAAUCAGAGUACCCGAUGUUAUCCUGAAGAUGUAACAACAGCUGAUAGGAACACAAGUGUCUGUUCUUUAACUCUAGCAGUAAGUGGGAGUGCAGUGGAGACAGAAGAUUCAGCAAAUAUGAGUGUGUCCAACAUAUCAGACACUGAAGAACAACAACAUUCAGAAAACAGUACUACCAGUAUAGCUCUAAAUUUAGAAGAUGGCAAAGCCAGUUUCUUUACAACUGAUAUUACUAAAUUGCUGGAGAGUAGACAAGAGCAGAUAAGUGAAAAAAAUUUCACUCUUUGUAGUGGUACUAAAAAGGAUUCUGUAUCCUUGCCCAUUAAAGUUUCCUUCAUGCAUGUACAAUUAGAAGGUCCUAGAUCAAGCAAAGGUGAGACACGUGUUUUUCAGGAUGGCGUUUGUCUAGAAUCUGACAUAAGGGAAAAACCUACAGAAGAUCUGCCUGUUGACAGUAAAGACAAAGAUAUAGCUACAGAACUGCAAUUAAACGAUAACGUGAAUACGCUGCAGUCUCCAAAGAAAACAUUAGAAAUGGAGGAUGAGCUUUUUAAUUGUUCAGAUUUGGAAUCUAGCAUUCUACAUGGAGCAAAAAGGUAUAAGAAUGGCACAUCCAUUGUUUUAGUCUCUUCUUCUGAAAAUAAAGUUCCAGAUUUUUUAAGUAAAAACAAACCAAUUAUUUCUGAUGCAUUAUUUUUAUCAAACUCUUCCAGCAUGCAGGCAGAUGAAUUAACUAAACUGGAAUCCUAUACAUGUGAAAUGCAAGGACUACCAAAGCACUCCCCUGAAACCAAAAAUUGUACACUGUCAGAUAAAAUCAGUGAAGAAACGGCAUUUGAAAAUAGCAAUUCAGAGUUAAUUAUAUUUAGUGGCAAACACAGGACCUUCUCAGAAAAUAUACCAAAUUGUCAUGAUGUAGUCCAAAAUACUGAAAUAAUUGAUGCCAGUGCAAAGCCUUGUAGUUAUAAAGAUAAAGAUGUUCAGAUUUCAUUUAACUGUAAAUUAGCAAGUAUUAAAGAAUACGAACAAGAUGUGAACAGCCAAACUAGCAAAGAAACUGUGGAAGUACCUGACGAAAGUGAAAUUCGUGCUAAUAUUGAAAAUUCAGAUAUAAGUGAGAAUGAUGGAGUCUUUGCAUUUCACAGUCACUCUAUCCCACUAGAAAUGGAGAUACAGUCUACUUUUAGAGACACAGAUCCAGAGCCAAAAGCCAGCAAUGCAGAAACAAAAUUGAAAGAACUUCUUUCUUCAAGUAGUGAUAAUAGAACUGUUUGUUUAAAAACAAAUUUCUUAAAUAGCAAUGCUUCCGUCAAAAAUUCAGCAGUUGCAGCUCUUGCUUCUACUCAAAAGAUUAAACAAGGAGUAUUGAACAACUACCAGAUACAAAUAAGUGGCCUGGCAGAGUGCUUUCAUAAAGAGAGAGAAAGUUCAGCUGUGGAAAAGGGCUAUGCAAGGAACAUCUCUUGUAAUUCACUGAAGGGAGAGGAGAACACACAAAUGCAUGCUGUAGCAAAGUCUCACAAUGUAAAGAUAUAUGAAAAGGUCACCAACAAAGAAACUCCCAUUUGGACACAAAGUGUUUUACUGACAUCCACUACAUGUAACAUAGCUUCUGAUAGGAAUAAGACUUACUUAGAUGGAAGUCAGAACUACAAGUCAGGAACUUUAAUCACAGAUAAUGAUUUACAGCAUUUGGUGGAAAUCAAAAGAGGGAAUAAUGCUAAAACUACUAAACAGGUAAUAAACAGAGCAAAAGAAUCAUCCAUAUCUGGUGCUGUUGGUUUAGAAAGUACUGGAGUGCAGUACAAACCAGUGGUUAAUACGGGGAAUUGUGAUGUGAUUAGGACCAACUGCUGUGACUUGAUUUCUGACAAUGAUGCACAGCUGCACUGUUCUGUUUCUGUGACAGAAAUUAAUUAUGUUUUAAAAAUUGUAGAUGAGACAUCUUCUCUUGAAAUUUUAGAACAGCAGAACAGAAUAUGUAGAAAAAUGUUGCCUGUGUUUACUGAGGCUUUUGAACAACAACAAGACUGUGCAGUUCAAGAGGUAUUAGUUACAAGAACACUUCUACUUAAGAAAAGGCUGCAAAUUGACUUAAAAGCAAUUUCAUUAAAAUCACAAGCACUAGAUUCGUUUGUGGAACUUCAGAUGAUAAUGGAAGCAGUGCAGUUCAUAGAAAAUAAAAUUAGCUUUCUGAAAGCUGAACCAACAUACAGAAGCUUGCUGUGGUAUGAUUCAACACUUUACAGUGAAUUGUUAGCGGGAGAUGUAGGUUACCAGCAACAGUCACAGCUGUACCAUGUAUUCCAAGAAAGCUUGAAAUAUAAGCCUAUGAGUGAGUUAAAAAACUACCAAGCUGAACUUUCGAGGCAUGCUAAAGAGAACAGAAAAAUAGCAUCAUAUUAUGCAUACCUGAAAAACAAAAGAGAGAUUGAAGAGUGUAAUGCUGUGUUACAAAACUAUAAUGACAUGAGCAGUUUUUCUCUUUCGGUUCCAUUGACGUGUGCACUGAACGUAGGAGACAGCAUAGAAGAGCUAACAGUCCUUAGGGAAAGCAUUUCAGACUUGAUGGAAAGAUACAGACAUCCAGGAAUCCAAUGUGAUGCGGGGAAGCAAGAACAUUUGCUGAUUUUACUUCAUUUUAUUUAUGCCAAAAUCAAUUUCUUAAAUGAAUGUCAAGCACUAAAAGCUGAGGUAGAAUGGUUUGGUCUAGAACAUUUAUUGUUUGAUGCUGUUAAGGCUGUAGUGUGGAAAGUGAAAAGUAAAAGAAUGAAAACACAGUUUAGUAGCACAAGGUUUAAUGCAGGUUCUGCUGGCCUUGAAAGCAGGGAAGUUGUAGCUCUAAAGAUAAACAAAGCUGCUCUCAGUUUACUUUUAGAGCUGUAUGAGAAAUUAGCUGAGACAGGGACUCGGACUUGUGGUGGAAAUGUUAGCUCUGAGGAGUUUAAUGUAAACUGUGGUUCUGAUUGUCCUCGUAAAACUAGUAUAGGAGACUGGCAUGUGUCAGUAAAUAAUGUUGCUGUAGAACACCCCCUAAGUGAAUUAAACAACCCAUAUCAUUCAGAUUUUGAUUUUAGCACAGUUGGGGAAAUCUUUGAUCAGGUGCAGUUUGCAGACCUAAAUACCCUGCAUGUUUUGCUGCUUGAAUGUAAAAAGCAGUUGAAGACACUGAAACAGUAUUUUCAGAUUUUGCAGGAGGUGGAUGUAGAUGAUGUUCUGGUUACAGCAGAAAAUAUUUCAGAGGCUGAUAAAACCUGCAGCUUUCAUCCCAUUCUCCUAAAGCCUGAAGCUGUUGAGCCUUAUAUAGAACUAGUUAUGCUGUUUGAGAUGGUUUGUUUCUUGGAAAAUACAAUUGCUAAAAAGGUUAACAAACCCAGGUAUAGGGGUAUGCUCUGGUUUGAUCUGUCACUGCUUUCUGAGUUGGUUUGGGAUCUAAAAGAUACUGUCAUUUUCACAGUCUUGAGAAACAAGGUAGAGAAUGCACCAUACAGCGCACUGGAUGCAGCAAUUUCUGAGCUGAAGUUGGAAAUAGAAAUAAUUCAUGAAUACAGAGAAACAAUUAACUUUGCUUAUGCAGAUUGCCUUUUGUCAAGAGAACUGACAGAACUUUUAGAAGUAAGAAAAUUAUAUGAAGAAUUUGAUGAAUUUAAUGUAUCACCCCCACCAGUUUAUGUUAGUAUUACUCCUUAUACAGCAUCUGUGAAUUAUGGAAACACAGAGGCUGAACUUGAACACAAUUACAACCAAUUUUCUGCAUUGCUUGAAAACUUAGCUUUGGCAUCAAGUAAAGAUUUGGGUAAAAUGGCCUAUGUUAUGAAGGUCAUGUGCACCAUCAAAGACAUGAAACUGCUAGCUGGAGAAAACAGUAUGUCAGCCCUUUCCUUGCUUAUAUAUCAAAUGCAGGAGAACAGAGAAAAAAAAAUUCUUUUGAAAGGAAAGAGGAUCCAAACUAUUGAGACUGAUGUGAAUAUAGUAAAACUGAACUCUUCUACAAGACGUACUACUGAUGUCCCAGCCGUCUGUCUCAGUUCUCACUUAUCUCGGAAGAGGUUGUUCAGAGAGGCUGCCACUGUCUCCACUUCAGAAUAUAAUGAAAAUGACAGUUCUGCAUGCAAAAGAAAAAAGCAAACAAUUUAA